Messenger RNA from Paramecium pentaurelia, 301 nucleotides. Lineage: Eukaryota; Ciliophora; Oligohymenophorea; Peniculida; Parameciidae. The record is from the annotation of a GenBank genome assembly.
AUGAGCAACAAUGAUUUAUGUGAAUCAAUAGUCAAUCAUGCCAAUCGCAUUUACCAAUCCCUUGCCAAUAUCAAUUCAUAAUAAAAUGAAAAUGGAAGUAUAAGUAAUUCUUAUAAUAUUAUAAUUUUUAGCUAAUCCAUAAAUCACAUCCUAAAUGACAUCAAUUUAAGGCUUUACAUCAAUAAUACUAUUAUUGAUCAUAGCUUAUGCAAUACUAUCUUUUAUUUCUCCUAGAAAAUAAAUUUUAUCUCAAAAAGAAUAAUUUAAUGGAUAAUAAUAUAACAAAGAUGAAGAUGAUUGA